Messenger RNA from Klebsormidium nitens, 2381 nucleotides. NCBI's taxonomy places the organism in Eukaryota, Viridiplantae, Streptophyta, Klebsormidiophyceae, Klebsormidiales, Klebsormidiaceae. The record is from the annotation of a GenBank genome assembly.
CUGCAAUCAGGAUCAGACAGCGCGCUCUUGUGAAGAAUUCCAGCGAAGUGAUUGAGUUUCUAAAGUACUUGGUAAUGCGCAAUCUAAUCUGCUCGUCAGACCGUGCGGUUCUGAGGCUUCUGGCCCACUUUUGUUAGCCACGUUGGCUUUUGGUGCACGAGGAAACGAAUUGAAGUGAGUCUGCAGGGCUUUCUACGCUUACACAUUCUGGUCAGGAAGGCGUGCAUUUUGGGUAAGGUCAAUCGGAGCAGAGAGAGUGGGCCCUUUCAAUUGCAUGCGCAUAUUAGAUAACUUCGAAGUGGCACAACUUUAGAUUAGCUGGUCAUUAUUAACUUUCAUUGGAACUUCUUGCAUUGCGAGUCUGUAAGGAUCAUGGCUCCCCGCCGCCAAUCCAAGCGGGGCAAAGAGCAUGCGGAUCUUGCCGUUGACACGAGCACGACAACAAGAAGCAAGCGGAUAAAAGCAGAGUCUGAUCCCCUAUCUGGGGAUCAACCUACUGACCAAAAGGCAGGCAAUGAACAGACGGUGGGCAUUUCGCCACCUGGCGGUGCAGUGCGAACGACCAGGAGCUUGAGGGGUGUGAAGAGUCAGCUGCAAACGCCGGACAAUUCCAAGGUGUCUGAAAGUGAGUCUGGGCCUGUGUCCAACUCUGAGCCUUUGUCCGAAAUAUCGAAGUCGAAAAGUGGGUCCAAGGUGCCUGAAUCUGAGACUGUUUCUGAGGAGCCAGAGAAUGAGCGGACGAAGAACGAGAAUGGGGAGGAGUUGACAGAGUACGAGAGGGCGCGCAGAGAAACAAUGGCGAAGAACGAGGCCAUGCUGAUGUCACUGGGAGUGACAGAGGCUGCGGAAGGGCUGGGGGCGUCAAUCCAAGCCAAAAGGUCAAGGGCGGCCGCCAAAGGGUUGCAGACGGUGCGAGCAAAGAAAGAGAAGAAGGAACCGGUGGAAGUCCGGAGGUCGUCUAGAAUCCAGCACAUUGCGCCCGAGUCUCUCGGCAUCGAGCGCGAGAACCGCGACGGCUCCGUCGUGCUUCACGGGCAGGAGGCCCCGUUCCGGCGGCCGGCGGCAGCGACGCCAGCCCCGUGGGAGGAGAAGCGGCGGAUACAGGGCCCCAUCAAAUUCGAAAGCAGUAACACGGACGAUCCGGCGUCGGACGCUGCGUUCUUGGACGUUUUGAAGCGGUUGAGGGACGACCAACCGCUGAGGAAGAGAGCGGCGGAAGCCCCAUCCGUGGAUCCGACAAAGCUGACGCUGCGCGAGAGUGACGUGGCACGAGUGGUGAAAGAUCGCAUAUUUGCUGUGGCCUUUUUUCCCACGACCGAGAAAGUGAUCGUUGCGGCGGGGGAUAAGAGCGGGGGGCUCGGGAUCUGGGACGUUGACGCGAAAGACACGAACGACGGCGUCCACGUGUUCAACGUGGGGCCAAAACCCAUUUCGGCGCUCGCCGUGUCGAACCGCGACUGCACCAAGCUCUACUCGUGCAGCUUCGACGGCUCCCUCCGCGUUCUCGACGUCGAAAAGGGCGUUUUCGACGAGGCGUACGUAGACGAAGAGUCGGAUUUCAGCGCGAUGAGUCUCGGGCCAGUGGACGGCGGCCACGUGGCGUACGUAGGGGACGGACUGGGCGCGCUCACGGUCGUCGAUCUGAGGGCAUCGACGGCCCAGGUGACGUACCAGAUGCACGGGCGGAAGAUCAACACCAUUGACUUUAACCCACACCGCAGCCACAUCUUCGUCACGGGCGGAACGGACGCGAUGGCCCACAUUUGGGACGUCCGAAAACUUCCCGAGAGCGGGACGAAGAAAGUGAUCCACCCGUUGGCCAGUCUGCCGCACGUGAAGGCGGUCAACUCCAUCUACUUCUCCCCGGACGGAGACAAACUCGCUUCGACCAGUUACGAUAACUACAUCCGCAUCUACGACGGCAUGCUCGACUCUCUCGAACAUGUCGUCUCCAAAGUUACGCCGCCACAGCCGUUGUUGAUCAGCCACUACAACAACACGGGCCGUUGGAUCUCGUCCUUCCGGGCCGUGUGGACCUGGGAUAACCGGCACGUGGCAGUUGGGAGCAUGAACCGGGCAAUCGACAUCGUCAACGUCGAAAGCAAGCACUUGAAGAGGCUGGCUAGCGAGCAAAUGCCCACAAUCCCUGCCCGGAAUGCGGUUCAUCCGUUGAUGCCAAUCAUAGCGGGGGGGGUCUCGGGGGGCAAGAUACAUAUCUGGAGAUGACAAUAUUUGCCGCUGUUAAAAUACGAAAGAAUUGUGCAGGUGUACGAAAGCGUAAAUAUUCUUGCGCACAACCUGCGAAUUAAUUACAGUACAAGCUUACUUGCGAGUUCUUAUUAGCUUGAGGCGAGGGGGUUGCGGGCAUUGGGUCCCUUCUC